AUGAAACUCACCCCAUCCCUCCUCUACGUGCGGAGCCUGCUGGCUUCAAUCCAUCCGCCAUCACCGCCUACUCCUCGCGAGUCGAGAAAGCUUCUUCAAGCUCUUGAAUCUAAAUUUCAAAAACAUCUCGACGAAUCACAUCCCUCUCCAAAGGCUCUCGGCCUCGAUGAUCCCACGGAUGAAACCGAAUCGAUCCCUGAUCCAGUCCACAGAGUCACUCGUUCGACGCAUUCUCAUCUCGACGGCAUACUCAGACAUCCAUUGUUCAGAUCCAAAUCCCCCAUCCGUGACGUGUCUCGUCACCGUACUAGCAAUGCGGUUGCAGCUUUCGACAGUGCAUUGGUCGCAAAGAAACUGAAUUUUGAUAUCGUGGAAUUUUGCACACAAAAGUACCUCCAGGGUGUGAGGCAGAAAGAGACCGUCCACAAAGAUGGCAAACUGGGCCCGAGGCUAGCAAGUUGGUUCACAGCCCUGAAUGAAUUGGAGAAGAGGAAGUUUCUGGCCGAAGACAAAGCUCUGAAAGCCGUGGUUCGAGUCAUGUAUAUGGAUGGCCUAGAAGCCGAGGUCUGGGAAUGGCUCCGGAUGCUCUACGAAUCCCACGUCCACAGCUCAAUCUCGGAGCCUUUUGGAGAUGUUGAUCCUGAUACGCUGGCCCGCCGUCAGGCGGAAGAUCGGCUGGUGGGAAUGAUGAUUAAAGAAUCUAUCAGAAAGGGAGCUGUUCAAGAGGCCGUCCAACAGUUUAUUCAGGACGCCCAAUAUCGUCAGACGACCAGGCGAAUGAACUUUCACCCGUUUGGACCGUGGCACAGCAUAGCCUUUCAUAUACUUUUCCGCCGGGAGGAUCAUCAAAUCCCUGGUCAUUUAUUCGACUUGAUGUUGACAUUUGGUCUCCAGAUCGACUCGUCUCCCUUUGACCGAGAAAUGGUCCGCAUCUAUCACCCGCAAACCCCAACCGCCAUUCCUUUCUCCAUCAAAUUGAAAGAUCCCUCUUUCCUCCUGCAUUUUAUGAAAUGGCAGAAUAAAUUGUUUGGAUAUGCCAUCAAGCUUUCGCUUGUGGCGAUACUCGACGCUGCGCAGUUAUCCUUGGAGCAAGGUCACCCCAAAGAAGCAUGGCAAUUUUUAUAUUUCGCGGAGAGGAAUUAUCCUAACAUACUGUCCACAAGCGCAGAUUCCGACAUAGCGAAAAGAUUACAAUCAGCACGGGAGAAAGUUUCGAAUCAACCAGAAAAUCGGGUGACAGAUCAUAUACAUAUUCCGGCUCUCGUGUGA
This is a messenger RNA of Rhinocladiella mackenziei CBS 650.93, 1269 nucleotides long. RefSeq lists its product as uncharacterized. The transcript has a single exon. Lineage: Eukaryota; Fungi; Ascomycota; Eurotiomycetes; Chaetothyriales; Herpotrichiellaceae. The record is from RefSeq and is a predicted model, not a curated record. Bases 1 to 1269 code for a protein of 422 amino acids.